AACAUGUUGCUCCAAAACGGCGACUCUUCCAAGAACAGAAUGGUGAAAACGUCAUCAACUUCGCUGACGACUGCGUCAUCAAACAAAGUGACAAUAGUGCAAUUAAAAAAACAAAUCAAUUUGUUUCAUGCUGUUUGCAUAAUAGUGGGCAUUAUAAUAGGAUCUGGUAUUUUUGUUUCUCCUGUCGGCAUUUUACAGAAUGUGAAAUCGGUAGGAAUGUCCUGUGUUAUGUGGAGUGUUUGUGGAGUAUUCUCGGCACUGUGUGCACUCUGUUAUGCCGAGCUAGGAGUCACUAUUCCAGAAUCCGGCGGAGAGUACACGUACAUUAAACGAGCCUUCGGCGACUUUCCCGCCUUUUUGUCCAUGUGGAUAAAUUUUAUCAUCAUCUGUCCAGUUUGUGUGGCAGCAUCAUGUCUUAUUUUUGCGACUUAUAUUCUUCGUCCAUUUUUCUUGGACUGCGAUCCUCCAAUUCUUAGCAUAAGGUUGAUCGCGGCCCUUGUAAUAGUAUUUUUAAUUUUGAUAAAUUGUGUCAAUGUGAAAUGGGCCACGAAGAUUCAGGUUGUUAUCACAGCCAGCAAGCUACUUGCUCUCUUUCUCAUCAUAAUCAUCGGCUUCGUUUCCAUGGGUCAAGGAAAAGUUGAAAAUUUCAACAAAGCUUUUGACGGCAGCGACUUUAGUGCUGGUGCCAUUGCCAUUUCAUUUUACUCAGGGUUUUGGGCGUUUGGGGGAUGGAGCUAUCUGAAUUUCUUGACAGAUGAAGUAAUCAAUCCACAUAGGAAUUUACCAUUAGCCAUUAUAAUUUCGAUGACCAUCGUGACUCUUGUAUAUCUUAUUGCAAACAUCGCCUACUUCUCGGUCCUGACGCCAACAGAAAUGCUAAGAUCGUCUGCCGUGGCUGUUACUUUUGCUGAGCAGACAGUAGGAGUCAUUGCUUGGAUUAUGCCGAUCCUGAUCGCUAUUUCAGUAAUGGGGUCUAUGAAUGGAACUUGCUUAUCUAUGUCAAGGUUGUUUUUCGUUGGCGCUAGGAACAACCAUCUUCCGAAGAUAAUUUCCAUGAUAAAUUUCAAAUUUCUAACCCCUGCGCCAUCUCUUUUAAUCAUUCUAAUUUUGACACUGGUUAUGCAGAGUUUUGAGGAGAUAUUUUUUCUGAUUGAGAUGAUGGGUUUUGGUUUUGCUAUUGUUCUUUCUUGUGUGUUUGCUGGUCAGAUUUACCUAAGAAUCAAGGAACCAGAACUUCCUAGACCUAUUAAGCUUCCUCUCGUCUUGCCAAUUUUUCUGCUAGCCUCGAGUCUUCUGAUAUUAGUGCUAACAUGUCUACAGAAGCCUGCAGAAAGCUUAUUAGCAGUCAUCCUUAUCGUUGCCGGAAUUCCUCUUUACAUUAUAGGUGUAUUGUGGAGAACAAAACCUCGCGAGAUUUCAGAAGUGAUACAUCGAACAACAUGUUUCAUUCAGAAAAUCCUUCUGGUUGUUCCUCAGGACAAGAACGAAGAAUGGAAGUAGAUUUGAUAUAUGUUUAUAUACAUGUAUAAAUUUCCAGACUUAUUGUUUUUAUGUAAACGAUUUUUCUUUUUAAGGCAUGUAUUGAUUUAAAGAAUCUAUAAUGUAGAAGAAUGUGUUGUUGUUUUUUUUUGGUCCAUAAAAAAUGUCUUUAUUAUACAUUUGAUGGGUGUGUUCAGUUUGAAUUUUGUUAAAUUAAAGGGAUAUCUGUGUUC
Molecule: messenger RNA, 1712 nt
Organism: Saccostrea echinata
Lineage: Eukaryota; Metazoa; Mollusca; Bivalvia; Ostreida; Ostreidae
Product: large neutral amino acids transporter small subunit 1-like
Exons: 10
Coding region: 4-1500 (498 amino acids)
Biological process (GO): amino acid transmembrane transport
Cellular component (GO): membrane
Molecular function (GO): L-amino acid transmembrane transporter activity
Source: RefSeq, a predicted model, not a curated record